GCUUAUAACGCGACUGGCUGCCUGCUGCCUGCCGCCUACUGCCUUCUGCCAUGGAUGCCGCAAGGGCGCAAGCGCUGUGCUACUGCCUCUGCUGCUGCUGCUGGCCGCUCCUGCUGCUCGCCGACAGGUCAGCGGCAGUGGACGGCAGCUUCUCAGUGGUGUGGAACGUGCCUACCUUUAUGUGCCGGCGGUACUGGAGCGCAGGCAGCAACCCGUUCUCGACGCUGACCGCGGACUGGGGCAUCGAGCAGAACGCGCGCGACAACUUCCGCGGGGACAAGGUGACCAUCCUGUACGACCCGGGCUGGUUCCCCGCGCUGCUCAAGGACAGCAGCGGCCAGCUGCAGCCGCGCAACGGAGGCGCGCCGCAGGCCGGAAACCUCUCCGCGCACCUCGCCGCCUUCUCAGCGGAGCUCGACCACCUCGUCCCAGAUCAAGAGUUUGCCGGUAUUGGAGUUAUAGAUAUGGAAUCUUGGCGUCCAGUGUGGAAACAGUUGUUUGGUUCUUAUGCACCAUAUCCGGAAUUUUCUAGAAAAUUAGUGAGGUCCCAACAUCCAUUCUGGAGCAAAUCAAGCGUAGAGAAAGCGCAGGCAAGACAUGAUUUUGAGAAGGGAGCUCGCGAAUUUAUGGAGACAACACUAGAACUGGCGAGACAGCAGCGACCGUUGGCUCAGUGGGGGUAUUACGCAUACCCAUACUGCUUCAACUACAGAGAGCAGAACUGUUCACGUGAUGUGGAAAAGCAGAACGAUGGGAUACAGUGGCUCUUCGAUGAGAGCACUGCGCUAUUUCCUUCCCUGUAUUUGAGCAAGUCAUCGAAGUCAACACCACAACAUGUACCAUUUAUGCUUGGACGUCUACUGGAAGCGCGGAGAGUUGCACAAAGGACACCACGCAUUGUUGGUCCUCGAAUUUAUCCUUACGUGUGGUACAGGUACCAUGACUCAACAGACUUCCUCACUCAUGAGGAUCUUUACAACUCUCUCGCAAUUCCAAAGAAUCUUGGGAUGAAUGGUGCCAUAAUUUGGGGAAGCUCAAAAGAUGUAAACAGCAAGAAGAAAUGUGAAGAUCUGGCAAACUAUGUGAAAACUGAACUAGGUCCAACUGUAAAAAAUUUAAUGGACAUAAGUAACAUGCCAUGAAAGGAAACAGUAGUUACCCUUUACUGGUUGCCACUCACGGUUACUUUGCAGUAACUUUUUGUUAUUUCACUGACACUGUCUGUGAUAAAAUUAAAUAUUGGUUCAUUUUAGGAACAAAAUGGAUACAUUUUCUUCUGCAGUAAAACAUUUAUGGUGCUCUGUAUAAAUACAAAGACUGUAAACCUAUGAAGCAUCAGUAAAUCUUAAAAUAUUUUGUGCUUGUAUGCAACUUGUUGUGUUUGUAUCUAUGUGUUUGUAUAUGGUGUUCUUUUAGCCUCGUAAUGAUAUACACCUUGAUUUGUACCUGAUUAGUUCUGCUCUCAAGUAAAUAAUUCAUGAUGCAGGCCAUUUUGUAAUAAAUGUAUUGGCUAU
Molecule: messenger RNA, 1514 nt
Organism: Schistocerca piceifrons (Central American locust)
Lineage: Eukaryota; Metazoa; Arthropoda; Insecta; Orthoptera; Acrididae
Product: hyaluronidase B-like
Exons: 6
Coding region: 51-1142 (363 amino acids)
Biological process (GO): defense response; hyaluronan catabolic process; carbohydrate metabolic process
Molecular function (GO): hyalurononglucosaminidase activity
Source: RefSeq, a predicted model, not a curated record